AUGCAGCCGUCGGGUGUGCUUGGUGUGAAGUCUGCGGUGCAAGUCUCACACUUCUUGAACCGCCUCCCCAUUGUCAAAAAAUUCAUCAAGGGUGGAGAGGCGGAGUCCUACGAGGGCAUUACGGUCGAGUACAUUCGAGGGAGGAAACCAGUCUUGACCGUUUACGAAGAUGGAGUGUCACGAGAAGAAGUUCAAUUGGCCGAUUACGAUAGUUUGGAAGCCCUUCAUGCCCUGUUUGCCGACAAGGGAUUCCAUAAAAAGGGAGAAGUACUAGCGGCAGAAAAAAGUGGAGAAAUCAACGUUGCUGUGGAGUCCAAAGUAGGAGAUGCAUUGAAAACAUCUUCCCAGGAAGUCAAGGAGAGGUUGGAAAAAAGCAGUAAAGAAAGUUCCGUGUCGUUGGGAAGUCAGGGAGAGGUCAUUCCCAUCAAAGCCAAUGAAGAUGGUGCACUGGAAUCGGCUCCAGUACAUACCGUUGGGUACUUGACGGGGGCCACCAUUGUUGGCGUGGUGAUUUAUCGGGUCGCUGCCAGCAAGAAAAAGGCUGCUCGUAAUGUGCAAUAA
Molecule: messenger RNA, 561 nt
Organism: Seminavis robusta
Lineage: Eukaryota; Bacillariophyta; Bacillariophyceae; Naviculales; Naviculaceae
Source: the annotation of a GenBank genome assembly